This is a messenger RNA of Trichoderma harzianum CBS 226.95, 1107 nucleotides long. RefSeq lists its product as hypothetical. Gene Ontology annotation, biological process: regulation of DNA-templated transcription. Gene Ontology annotation, molecular function: DNA-binding transcription factor activity. Lineage: Eukaryota; Fungi; Ascomycota; Sordariomycetes; Hypocreales; Hypocreaceae. The record is from RefSeq and is a predicted model, not a curated record. The transcript is spliced from 2 exons. The annotation marks the transcript as partial.
CGGCGCGAACAGAACCGAAAAGCUCAACAAAGAUUCCGUGACCGGCGAAAAGCAGCAGAUGGUGAACAAGAAAAUCGGAUAAAGCAACUCGAAAAUGCACUUCAUGAAACGUUGUCUCUAUACAUUAGCUUGUCUGACAAGGUCGUCAGCAUCGACGGCUUUUCCACACAACAUCCCCUUGUGCUGAGUGAUCUUCAGCGUUCCAUGGCACGAAUCUUGGAGAUUGCCAAAACAUUGGAUCAUCAUCAAGAAGUUUCUACGAAGCCACCUGAUGUGGCAGACGGAAAGAAGCGGCGCAUUUCAGUCCCUGAUGUUGCCUCUAUAGAGCCAUCAUCAUCACGUUCCAACAAUAGACAAUCAGGUCCAUUUCGGUCCCAGCCUACAUAUCAACCAGCAUCGGUACAGUGUCAGCAGCUCAUGAGGAAUCUGAACUCAUUUGCGUCUAAAUUAGUCGAGGCCACUUUAUCUCGAGCGUAUUUUGUGCUCUUUCAUUCGGGGUCCGCACCUUCUGAAGACGUCCAUCGUACUUUUGGAUCAACGCUCCGGACGCGGACUCGCGAACAAAUAUUACUCGAUUUGAGAUGGUUCCUGGGCCCUGGAAAAAAGGCUUUACCACACGCGUCAGGAUAUCUCUGGAAACAUACAAGUCAAAAUGAUGCCCCUCUGCGCUGGGCAAGUUACUCGCCACUCGAUGACGUUUGCUUCGAGGUUGAUUACGAUGCUGAUAUCGAUCAUCAGCCCUCUGUCCGUCAGCCUAAGCUGCUCACUGUGCUAGGGGUUCUGCAAGAACUUGCGCAUCUUGGAGCGAGAGUCAUUGACAACGACACUCUCGAGAUUAUCUUGGACGAACAGCGUUCCUUGGACCCCAUGAAAGCACGAAAUACAUGUACAGUUGAGAGUGGCAUCGAGGAUCAAACAGUUCCAAUGCCAAAUAAUAACUGCUUCAGCGAGGCCUCAAAAGAGCUGCUGAAACUGAAGCUAAGUGUACCGCAGUUGACUGUGAACUUGGCCCUCGCUGGAACAUGCGCCAAAACUGGGCCUGUCUAUUCUAGCAAUGAGGUAGCCAAGGCUGUGGAAGCAGCAAUCAUCAUGGUUACCAGCGGUUAA